AGAAACAGUAUCCAUCUCACGUCUCCAAUCAAGAAGAAAAUGAAAUGCUUCCAGGUUCCAUUUCUUCUGAUACUGCUUAAUUCUACAUUUGUGUUUACAUUGUCCUGGUCCUCUGAGACAAGUCAGCAUGAUUUGGAUUUUGCUAAGCAAUAUCUCCAUCAAUUUUAUGACUCCUCUGAUGGUCUGAAAACAAGUAGUGAUGAUAAUCUAAGAGAAAAUAUUAUAAAAAUGCAAAAAUUCUUUGGCAUCCUAGUAACUGGUGAGCUGAAUUCUGAAACUUUAGAAAUCAUGAAGAAACCUCGAUGUGGGUUUCAUGAUGGUCUUCAGUACAAUCACUUUCCAGGCAGAAUCAAAUGGUCACAUAAGAACUUGACUUACAGGAUCACCAACUAUAGUCCAGAUAUUAAACCGAAGCAAGUGGUUACAGCUAUCAAAGCAGCGUUCAAAGUGUGGAGUGAUGUCACACCAUUGAAAUUCACCAGUAUUUCCAACAGCGAAGCUGACCUUUUGAUAUCCUUCACACCUAGAGAACAUGGCGAUGGAUAUCCAUUUGAUGGUCCUGAUGGCAUUCUGGCACAUGCCUUUCCACCAGGUCCAAGACUUGGAGGUGAUAUUCAUUUUGAUGAAGCUGAAACUUGGUCAAUGGACUCAAAAGGAUAUAACUUGUUCUUGGUGGCUGCUCACGAAAUUGGACAUGCUCUGGGAAUGGCUCAUUCUCAAGAUGUGGGUGCUUUGAUGUUCCCCACAUAUUCAUAUUCAACCAUUCAAGAGUUCAGACUACCGUAUGAUGAUGUUGUGGGAAUACAGGCACUGUAUGGUUCAUCAAAUAAUCCUGACCAAAAGCGUCACCCAAAGACUCCAGAGAAAUGUGAUCCUACCCUGUCCUUCGAUGCAGUUAGUACACUCCGUGGAGAAAUUAUGUUCUUUAAAGACAGGUUUGUUUGGCGUGUUGUCCCACAAAUGCCAGGUGCAAUUCUAAUGCGGAUAACAUCUGUAUGGCCGAAUCUUCCCAUAAACAUUGAUGCUUCAUACGAAAACUUUUUUGAGGGAACUACACUAUUUUUCAAAGGAGAUCAAUACUGGGCUGUCAAUGGCUACAGCAUUUUACCUGGAUACCCUAAGACUAUUGAUAGUUUGGGUUUUCCCCCAACUGUGAAGAAAAUUGAUGCAGCAGUACAAAUUCGUCAGGUUGGAAAAACAUUCUUCUUUGUGGGAAACAAAUGUUGGAGUUACAACAAUGCUACAAAAGAAAUGGAUCAGGGCUAUCCAAAAUUGAUAGAAAAUGAAUGGCAUGGCAUUGGUAACCAAGUGGAUGCUGCUUUUGAACAGAAUGGUUUCAUUAAUUUCUUCAGUGGAUAUACAAUGUUUUGUUACGACUACUACAACCAAAGGGUCAAUAAUAUUGAAUAUGCAAAUUCAGCAGUUUGCAAGUAAUAAAUAUAUUUGUGCCAUUUAAUGAAAACUUCAAAAUUGUGUAGAAGAUUCAAGAAUUCAAGAAGAUUCAAGAAUAUUCGUGUCAUUGAAUUUUGCCAUUUUAACCCUGUUCAAACUUCUGGGCUUGCAUUCUACUUUGAGUUUCACCUGUAAUAACUUGAUUCAUUAGAACUGCUGAGUAAUUUCAAGGGCUACUUUCAUUUUUGUCACUCUACUUUUAUUUGCUAUUCUCCAAUGACUGCUGUAACAAUUUAAGAAAAUUAAAUAUCUUACGCAUUUAA
Messenger RNA from Rhincodon typus (whale shark), 1715 nucleotides. RefSeq names its product collagenase 3-like. Gene Ontology annotation, cellular component: extracellular matrix. NCBI's taxonomy places the organism in Eukaryota, Metazoa, Chordata, Chondrichthyes, Orectolobiformes, Rhincodontidae. Gene Ontology annotation, molecular function: metalloendopeptidase activity; zinc ion binding. The transcript is spliced from 10 exons. The record is from RefSeq and is a predicted model, not a curated record. Gene Ontology annotation, biological process: proteolysis; collagen catabolic process; extracellular matrix organization. The coding region runs from base 40 to 1434 and encodes 464 amino acids.